AUGUCAUCCGUUGGUAGCUUAAUAACAAAAGUCCUUCCAAUUAUUAUCCAUCUCAUUGGCGUCCAUGCGGCGCCGCUUGAAACUUCAGGUGGAGAUUGUUUUGGAUCAUCUAUUUGCUCUACUCCACCCGACAAGGGAAUUAAAUUGGACAGUUCAGGCACUUUGAACGACCCGACGUCAGCGGUAUCAGACCUACUACAAACUACCGCAAACCUAAGUCCGUUGAUGAAAAUUGCGCUUGUGAUAGUUGGGCUUGUCACUAUCAUGGUUCUAUAUUGCUUGGCUUGGUCAAUGUACAAUUUAUGUGCCAGGGCACAGGAUAGCGCCAAUUCGGCCUCUCAUAGCAACUGUAUUAUAUGUAGCCGGAUUACUGUCAACGAAAGAAUUUCACAAUAA
Messenger RNA from Paraglomus brasilianum, 396 nucleotides. The record is from the annotation of a GenBank genome assembly. NCBI's taxonomy places the organism in Eukaryota, Fungi, Glomeromycota, Glomeromycetes, Paraglomerales, Paraglomeraceae.